UCAUAUGAAUGUUAUGUUUUGUUUUUGAUGAAAACAGAAAGAAAACAGAACAGAACACAAAAUCAAACAGAACAAUUUGUAACAUAACAUCCACUCCCUCUCUAUCCUCCUCCUUUGUUCUUCUCUCUUUCUCUGUAUUUCCUUCCUUCAUUCAAUGGCUCCUGGUUCCAUUUCUGACCCUCCUUUCUCCUCCAAGAAGAAGAGGACUAAUGGCUCGGCGAAACUGAAGCAAAUCAAGCUUGAUGUUAGGCGCGAACAAUGGCUUUCUAGAGUUAAAAAGGGAUGCGAUGUUGACUCAACUGGAAGGGUUGAUAGUUAUCCAUCAGCUAAGCACAUUGCGAGCGAGGAGAAUCAACCAUCAUACAAGGAAAUCAGGAGAAAAGGAAGAGAGGAUGGUACAUGCAUCCAAGGCAAUGAUUCCGGAUCCAUAAUAAACAACUCUAUUCAAAGUAGUUAUAAUCACGAUGAAUCAAGGAAUGGUUUUAACGGAAGUAGAAGCAGCAGUACGAGUGCUUUUUCCUCAGGAAAUCUCACCGAGGAAGACGGAUGCCUUGAUGAUUGGGAGGCCGUUGCCGAUGCUUUAAACGCAAACAGUAACGAGCAUUCCAUGGUUUCAGAGUCUCCUAUAGAACAUACGAUUAAUUACGUUGAUUCAGAAGCCGCUAAGAAGGACUUCUCAAAGAAAGAGUUCAGUUCAGCAGUUUCAGAAUCACAUAUGAGCUGUCGAGCGUGGAAACCUGAUGACGCUCUUCGUCCGAGGUGUUUGCCCGACCUCUCAAAGCCGCAUAAUUCUCAAUUAAAUUCAAACUGGCACGGUAGCCACAAAAUUGUACCUUGGUCAUGGCGAACAAUAGUUUCUCAACCUAGUCAAUGUCCUAUCUGUUACGAGGAUUUAGACGUGACAGACUCCGAGUUUCUUCCUUGUUCGUGUGGAUUUCAUCUCUGCCUCUUUUGUCACAAAAAGAUCGUCGAGGCAGAUGGACGAUGUCCAGGAUGCAGAAAACUAUAUGAUCAUGUAGAUGGAACCGUUGGAUUUAAUAUAGAAACAAAUGAUUUUUAUAUGACUCAGUCGUGUCAUAUGAGUACAGGGUGCUAGGUCUUAAGAAAAAGACAGAAUGUGUUUAUGAGAAAAUCAUGUAAAUGUUUUCUGUUUUUCUUAUGACUUAAUGAUUAUGUCUUAAUCUACAGCUCCAUCCCCUUA
Messenger RNA from Medicago truncatula (barrel medic), 1201 nucleotides. RefSeq lists its product as uncharacterized. The transcript has 3 exons. Gene Ontology annotation, molecular function: ubiquitin-protein transferase activity. The record is from RefSeq and is a predicted model, not a curated record. Gene Ontology annotation, cellular component: CCR4-NOT complex. Gene Ontology annotation, biological process: protein ubiquitination. Bases 155 to 1096 code for a protein of 313 amino acids. NCBI's taxonomy places the organism in Eukaryota, Viridiplantae, Streptophyta, Magnoliopsida, Fabales, Fabaceae.